CAUGGACCUAAAGGACGGAGCCUAAAGUGUAUUGUACAUAGAUGCGGAAUAUAAAUAUGCACGUAAAACGCUCUUUAGGUGUGAACAAACCAUAACUGUUAUUACAUUGUCAAGUGUUUAUAUUUGGCAUCUCUUGCAUAUGUGUUGGUUGCAUUUACAUAUAUUACGAUACCUAUGUAUUUAUUGCUAAAAUAGUCGCGACAAAAUUGGAUCCCACAGACUGUAAACAGUGUUCAAGAAAAUAUCAUGGAGAGCACCAGGUACUAUGACAAUCCUUUUGAGGACUAUCCUAAUCCAAAAGCUGAACAACUUGUGAAUGCUGCAACAAAGGAGAUCAAUGAAGAAUAUAAAGAAAUAAUAUAUAAGGGUACAAAAAAAUUACUGGAUCGAUUAGAAGAGAACCAGAAGCAUUGGUUAUCCCAUGACGAUUAUUCUGUGUAUACAGGAUCAGCUGGGAUUGCAUAUCUCUUUUACCAUUGUGGCAAAUGUUUGGAUGAACCUGCUUACAUUGAUAAAGCAGAAGAACUAUUGAGAACAUGUGUGAGCAAAUUCAGAAGUAGGCGUGAAGUUACAUUUCUAACUGGCAUUACUGGUCCAUUGGCUCUGUAUGCAGUCGUUCUUCAUUCGCAAGGGAAUAAAGAAGAAUUAAAAAAUAUAAUAACUAAAUUGAAGUCAUUAUCACCUCAUGUUUUGAAUGAAGAUAAUGAUUUACCCGAUGAACUGCUUUAUGGACGAGUUGGAUAUUUAUUUGCCCUUCUGUUCUUGAAUAAACAUAUAUCUCCUCCACCCAUAGAGGAUAAGCUUAUCAAACAGGUCAUUGCAAUCACAAUCAAAUCAGGAAAUAUAUAUGCCUCAUCGAGGAAAUACAAAACACCCAUAAUGUAUGCUUGGCAUAAUUCAGAAUAUCUCGGCGGUGCACAUGGAUUAGGUGGAAUACUUUAUCUGUUAUUGCAAGCACGACCAUACUUAACACAAUCUCAGUUGGAAAACGAUAUAAACCCAGCAUUACAAUUUCUUCAAAACUUACGUUAUCCUUCUGGAAAUUUUCCAUCAUCCAUUGGAAGCAAUACAGACAAAUUGGUACAUUGGUGUCAUGGUGCACCUGGAAUGCCCAUGUUAUUCUGUUUAGCGUAUGAGAUAUAUGAAGACAAGAAGUACCUGGACACCGCUCUACAAUGCGGCGAAGUGAUUUGGAAGAGAGGUCUACUUAAAAAGGGGUAUGGAAUAUGUCACGGGGUUGCUGGAAAUGCUUAUGCAUUCCUAUGUCUUUUCCAACAAACAAAAGAUAUAAAACAUUUGUACAGAGCUUGCAAGUUUGCAGAAUGGUGCAUCGAUUAUGGAACACAUCAAACGAGAUCUCCUGAUAGACCAUUUUCAUUAUUUGAAGGUCUUGCCGGUACGAUUUACUUCUUACUUGAUAUGCAAAAUCCAUCUUCGGCUAAAUUUCCAGCUUACUCGGUGUAAAAUGAAACUACCUUAACAUUUAUUAUUUGUUCAACAUAAAUAUGCGAUCAAUAGAAUAUUGAAUUAGAUCAUUUACAGACUACUAUGAAACUUAUAUUUCCAAUUCAUAAGCAAAAUUGCAUGUGAGAGCAUGUAACUCAAUGUAUCCUUUAUUAAUGAAUAAAUCACUCUACAGAUUCUAUCAUA
Messenger RNA from Megalopta genalis, 1650 nucleotides. Its product is annotated as glutathione S-transferase LANCL1. Gene Ontology annotation, biological process: peptide modification; carbohydrate metabolic process. The record is from RefSeq and is a predicted model, not a curated record. NCBI's taxonomy places the organism in Eukaryota, Metazoa, Arthropoda, Insecta, Hymenoptera, Halictidae. Gene Ontology annotation, cellular component: plasma membrane.